This is a messenger RNA of Oreochromis niloticus (Nile tilapia), 1414 nucleotides long. RefSeq names its product piggyBac transposable element-derived protein 4. The transcript is spliced from 2 exons. The record is from RefSeq and is a predicted model, not a curated record. The coding region runs from base 86 to 1327 and encodes 413 amino acids. Lineage: Eukaryota; Metazoa; Chordata; Actinopteri; Cichliformes; Cichlidae.
ACGGAUGAAAUUGUGCAGCACAUGGUGGCCAUGACUAAUCUGCACGGGAGACGCGCAGUCGCCGGCUGGCGAGACAUGGACUGUGAUGAAUUGCGUGCUUAUGUUGGGCUGCUCAUCUUGGCCGGUGUUUACCGGUCAAGACACGAAUCGUUUCUCAGCCUCUGGGGUGAUAAAUCCGGACGGGAUAUUUUCCGAGCCACCAUGUCCCACAAGCGUUUCCAUGAAAUCGGCGGGGCGCUUCGUUUUGACGAUAAGCUUUCCCGACGCCGUCAGGACAAGCUGGCUGCCUUCCGCAAGGUGGGGGAUUUGUGGACGCAUCGUCUGGAGCUGCUCUUCAACCCAGGCAGACAUUUGUGUUGACGAACAGCUCGUCCCGUUCCGAGGAAGGUGCGAUUUCAAACAAUAUAUACCAACGAAGCCAGCAAAGUACGGUCUAAAAAUAUGGGCUGUAUGCGACGUGGAAACUUCCUACGCCUGGAGACUCCAGGUAUACACCGGCAAAGCUGGCGAUCGCGCGGAGGUCAACCAGGGGAUGCGGGUGGCCCUGGAGCUAACACAGGGGCUCCAGGGAAACGUGGUGACAUGUGACAAUUUUUUCACGUCCUUUGCCCUGGCAGAAGAGCUGCUGAGGAGGAAACUGGCCCUAGUUGGCACGAUUAGGAAAAAUAAGCCCGAGCUUCCGCCUCGAUUGCUCCAGACAAGAGGGAGAGCGGUCUUUUCGUCUGCCUUCGCCUUCACGCUCACCCACACUCUCGUCUCUUAUGUCCCCCGACGUGGCAAAAAUGUGCUCUUGAUGAGCACAAAACACCGCACUCCGGAUGUGAGCGAGGAAGGGAAGCGAAAGCCAGUAAUCAUACAAGAUUACAAUCGGUGCAAAGGUGGUGUCGACAACCUUGACAAGGUUGUUGGCACCUAUUCCUAUAGGAGGAAAACAAAUCGCUGGCCAGUGGCACUCUUCCACAACCUGCUGGACGUGUCACUGUACAACUCCUACGUGCUGUGGACAGCUAUCGACCCAUCCUGGAAACAGCAGAAAGAUUACAAACGGAGGCUGUAUGUUGAAGAAGUGGGUGAAGCUUUAGUAAACCCACACAUACUGAAGCGAGGACGCCUUCCCCGCUCAUCAGGUGCUGCAGACAUCGUGACGAGUGCGCAAAGUGGGCAGAGUGCUGCUGCAGGCCCCGCCCUGAUCCCUAAAUCCAAGGGCAGGAGACCGUGUGACUUCUGCGAUGAGAAAAGGAGACGCGUCGUCGGCACCUGCUGCAAAUGCGGGAAGUCCACAUGUAAGGACCACAUUCUGUUCAUUUGCAGCCUCUGCGUCAACUGAGGACUCUGACACACCUCCACAUACACACCACACCUCCACACACCUCCACAUAUGCUCUUCCCCUCUCCCUCGCUCUUUCUUACUAAU